Messenger RNA from Durusdinium trenchii, 2049 nucleotides. NCBI's taxonomy places the organism in Eukaryota, Dinophyceae, Suessiales, Symbiodiniaceae. The record is from the annotation of a GenBank genome assembly.
AUGGCUUUGGUGGCCUUCCUCUUGGGCCGCGGCAUGACGGCGUUGCGGCAGACGCCGAUCCCGCUGUUGGGCCGCGGCUUGAAUGAGUUGGGAAAGGGUGGCCGCCGCGGCCACUCCAACGACAGCGGGGCAUCGUCCAGCGGGUCGUCCAGUCAUCCAAGUGCAAGACAGAGCUUGGUGACUCUGGCACUGGUGGCCGGGGGCUUGCGGCCCUCACGGAGCAGUCGCAUGGGCCUCCGACGCCUGAACAGCUCCCGUGUGGCCCUGGCCGGCAUGAUGCGGAUGAUUUCCAAGGAGGAAGCACUGCCAGGCCGAAUGGAGGAGUUGCCCAUUGCGGAGAAGCACUACGUCCUGGGAACGCCCAUGAAGGGCCCCUGGGAACCACAUUUGGACAUGUUUGUCUUUGCGAAUGGAUGUUUUUGGGGCAGUGAGAAGGGUGUUUGGAGAUUGCCCGGCGGUGGCAUCUUCUCCACUGCCGUGGGCUAUGCGGCCGGCUUCACGCCCAACCCCACCUAUGAAGAAGCCUGCAGCGGCUUAACGGGCCACACGGAAGCAGUGCAAGUGGUCUUCGAUCCAGAGAAGGUCAGCCUCGUGGACAUCCUCCGUUGGUUUUGGGAGGCUCAUGAUCCCACGCAAGGCAUGGGACAAGGCAACGACCGAGGGACUCAGUACCGCAGUGGCCUCUACUACUUCAAUGACGAGCAGCGACGCCUCUUUGAAGCCAGUAAACAGGCCUAUGAUCAGGCUUUGCAAAACGCCAACCGUGGCCGCGGAAAGAUCACCACGGAGAUCGCCGCAGCCGACAGCUUCCCGGACGGCCGGGUCUUCUACUACGCCGAGGACUAUCACCAGCAGUAUUUGGCAAAGCCUCGAGCUCGGCCAUAUUGCUCUGCACAACCGCAGGUGGUGGCCCUACCGUCUUUCGAGUCUUGGUGCCCGGAGGACUUGCAGGAGAAGUACAAGCCGAAGCUUCCAGAGGACCAGUCCAGCGACCCCUACGGGGGCCCUUUGAGCGGUUCAAAACAAGUUUGGCAUCGGAGCUUUGGUUUCGGCGCCAUAGACCCGCGGCUGCCUGGCGCGUUCGACGCGCCGCCGGACACGACCUCCGGCCAGGUGGAAGUCACGACUUUUCCACCGACCUUCCACCGAGCCACGCUGCCGAGCAGCGUAAGCCGUGGCCUGACGGCCAGCCUGGUUGGCGCCUUGCUGAUCUGGCUGGCAGCUUUCACCGAAUUCGCCGACUACCAGGAGGUGAAAGUUGAGCACCAGCUCUUGAACCCGAGCGACUUGGACAAGGACAUCGAGGUCCCGCUCUUCACCUUCCUGGCAGCGAUCCUGGGCCCCGAGGAGUACCUUUGCUUGCAUUGGAAGCUUUGCCCAAUCUACGCCUCAAUGGCAGCUGCCAAACGUCUUGCCCUUCGACUCAGUCAACGUGGUGAGAACUCCACCUUCUCCACCGACCUGUACGGCACCGUGGACGAGCCCUAUGAGGACUACCACACCACAGAUGACUGGUCUUCAUGGCAUGAGCCUUGGCAGGAGACAUGGUAUGCCGAUGAAUGGGCCGAUGACGACCUCUACACCUGGUAUGAUGCUGAAGAAGGCUACUAUGAUGAGGAAUGGUCCACAUACCACGGCGAGUCUCCUUCGAGCGAAUGGUACUCUCCUGAAGAGUACGACAUGAGCAAAGGCUACAAAGGAAAGAAGGGCAAAGGCAAGAGCAAGGGCUACAGCCAUGACUCACAGGGCUACAUGGUUGAUCGUGAUGCCAUGGCUUACUUCCGUCAACAGCCUGGCAAUGGACUAUGUGUUGAAGAUCCAUCAACGCCUCCACGCCCUGUGAAUCCCUCUUCAUCCUUGAAGAUGACACCUCCAGACAACACCGAGCUCUUGGCCUGGCGAGGAUCAGCUCCGUCAGAAGAAGCUGGUCAUGACCCUUCAUCUGGAGAGACCUAUGCCGAAGUUCCACCUCCGAAGAACUUGACCUUCGCCACCUAUGUCAACAACACCAGUGUUGAGCACUCAUGUGUUCCAUCGUCAGUGGCCUGA